Messenger RNA from Pocillopora meandrina, 2659 nucleotides. Lineage: Eukaryota; Metazoa; Cnidaria; Anthozoa; Scleractinia; Pocilloporidae. The record is from the annotation of a GenBank genome assembly.
AUGGAUUGUCCUCAAUUGGAAGCUAAAAAACUUCCAUCAUCAUGUCGGAGCGGUUUUACAAAAGUAUAAAACGCUCGGAAAACAUUUUCAAUCUGAAUAAAUAUAUGUACACAUUCACAUUUACAUGUUUACUUAGAUAUAUUUAGUUUAUUUUUUUUGUACUUUCUUUUUACUAUUUUAAGCAAACAAUAUUACAAUUAUUUAGAAAAUGUGACGUUCUUGGCUACUAAUUUGACUUAUGGCAUUGUACUUCCCUAUCAAUUUUUCAUAAGAACUACUCUUUUGUUCAAUUAAGAGCUAAAACUACCUUAUUAGGUUGGGUAAUAGAGCAAAACAGCUUUUCUAAGGAGGGAAAACAGGGCAGGAUGCCGGUUAUUGUCUCCUUUCUAGAUAUUUACUUCAGUUCCCAUUUACUCCAAAACACUGGAUGUCAAAAUUAGUACACAUCUUGGCUUACUAUUAUCAAUCUUCUUCCGAAAGGGAGCUAACGCUCCAAAUUUCCAAUACCCCUUUGUUCGGUAAACAUCUGACACAAUAGUUUCAUUUCACUACGCAGACGCUUCUUUUAUGAUGUAUCUGUAUAUUUAUCUCGCUGGGGAUCUAGAGUGGCAUAGAUGUUCAGAAUAGGAUGAAAUAAUUAUAAUUUUCCGAGAUACAUACUGCCAAGUCAAAUCAAAUUGAUAUUCAAAAAUACUUUUUGCAUGUGAAAGGGUCAGGUUAGUAUUGCUUUGGAUGUUUGUUUGUUUGGGAUUCUUUUUGUAAAAAAAAACAUAACAUGUUUCGGUAUGCCUUGACCUAGGGACGGGCAGAAACCUAUUUAAUGAAAUACACCCUUAGUGUGGUGUUUUGCAGGUUGGUUCAUAAAGAUUGGAACUAUAUAUAUCCGAAGUGAUGAACAACUCGAAUUCAAGCAACGCAAAAGGUAAGCUUUAUUAUUAUUUUUUUUCAAUCACAUAUCAUUUCAAUGCAAGGACUACGGUUAAGGAACCAAAAUCAAAUUGAUCAUCCUUCCUUCUCUGGAUCUUCACCAGCUAUAAAAUUAUAUUUGAAGGUGAAAGGACAAACAAAAAUAAACUGCCUGUAAAGAACAGUGGCAGGGUUUCCUCAGGUAAGAAGUGAAAAAAAGCCUCUAAAAGAGAGAGUCAUCGCUUCUUCGGUAAUCAUUUUAUGUCGUCCUUCAGUAGCAUUUUGAAAUGGUCUAAUAGUUUCCAGUGGGGCCACAAAAUAUUUACAAAAUUAAAAAAGGAACAAGUCUCCUAGCUUUCGCUGACCCACGGCAUCAGCAGGUAUAGAAAAUAUUCUGUAAUACAACUACAUAAGGAAAAGGUGAGGUGUAAUACAGUGGUAGAAAAUCCUAAUGAACAAAGUAGGUGAAGACAGGAGCAUAGGGAGUGCUGGUAUAUGUGGGAUGUAUGGGAGUAACGUAGAUGAAAUAUUUUGAAUGAUGGUAUAAGAAUGGAAAAGAUAACUAAUUGAAAUAAAAUAAAGCAGUGGUAAAACGAAAAUAGAAUUUGAAGGUACGUAAAGUAGUACUUCUCCAAUUCUGUUUGCCCUAAAUUAGUGUUUGUAAAUAUUCUAUCGAUCUCUAAUAGGUGGUGACUCAGUGGAGUUGUUUAGCAACACAAGCAGAAUUAUUACUACAACAGUUUAUGCGGUAACGAUCAUAUGUGGACUGGUUGGAAAUAGUCUUGGACUUUACUUAGCGUUAAGAAGGAAGGCUGGAAAUCGUGCAACGAAUCUGUUUAUGGCAAAUAUGGCGGCAGCAGACCUACUUGUUACUCUGUUUGCUAUGCCUUAUUCGGUCCUUUUCAUAAAUGUGCGCCAGCAAUGGAUCGGAGGAGUCAUUGGCCAGGUUACAUGCAAGUUUGUCCAUUUUGCUUAUCAAAUUUCAAUACCCGCUUCCAUUUUUACUGUUUUAUUGGUCUCUUUUGAUCGUUAUCUUGCUAUCUGUUACCCUAUGAAGACAAACUUGUUUCGAAAUGGCAAGGUCAUGACAACAGUUAUAUGGAUAUCUUCUGCAGCAUAUGCGAUUCCAUUUAUGAUGGCAAAUGACAUACUCAAAUACAACGAUACUAACUAUUGCCUUCGCAUCUUCACCCCAUUUGACAAUCAGAAGUCGAUACAGAUCUACUAUUUGAUUACUUUCAUUUUACUUUACUGUGAACCUCUGACAAUCCUAUUGGUCUUGUACAGUCUCAUCACACACAGACUCUGGAAGCGAAAAAUUCCAGGUAAUGUCAGUGAGGCCAGAAUUAGAUCAGCUCAGAGGGAAAAGAGAAGGAUUGUAAAGGCUUUGAUUCUAAUUGUGAUGGUGUUUGCAGUCUGCUGGUUUCCAGCUCAUGCUAUGCACUACUUGGUUUAUUAUCGCAAGGAUAUCUAUCGCAGUAUACCACAGGAAGUUGAAAUGUUCUUCUUUUGGCUCUGCCAUGCUAACAGUAUUAUUAAUCCAUGUUUGUAUGUGCUGAUAAGCCCCAGCUACCGCAAAUUUUUACAGGGAAGUUUCGGACGUUUUUGUUCUUGCUGUAGCCAUGCUAAUUUCAACUCUUUAACAAGGCGUAGCACUGGGAUGCUUACUCUCAGUCGAUCGUUCGAUGCUACCAGCAAUACAGUCUUUGGAUUUUCCUUCAAAAUUAAAGACAUAGUGGAGACUCAACUGUAA